Molecule: messenger RNA, 3312 nt
Organism: Leptopilina heterotoma
Lineage: Eukaryota; Metazoa; Arthropoda; Insecta; Hymenoptera; Figitidae
Gene: Nup107
Product: nuclear pore complex protein Nup107
Exons: 7
Coding region: 45-2648 (867 amino acids)
Biological process (GO): mRNA export from nucleus; regulation of DNA-templated transcription; protein import into nucleus
Cellular component (GO): nuclear pore outer ring; nuclear pore
Molecular function (GO): structural constituent of nuclear pore
Source: RefSeq, a predicted model, not a curated record
GUUUUGUUUCGUUUACCGGGGCGGUAAACGGGUAAAGUGGAAACAUGGAGGACAGAAGAAGGUCUUUUUUAAGGUUAUCUCAUAAAAGUAUAAUAAAAAAUGACUCUCUGCGAAGAAAUUCAAUGGAUUUCUCCUAUAUUUCGAGAAAAAAUAAAGAAAAUAGUGAAUAUGAUUUUGAUACAUCGCUCACAAUGGCACCUCAUGAGUUGCGUGAUAUUAUGGCAAACUCCGAAAAAACUGAUAUCACUCUGAGGGAAAUGAUGGACGAUGGUUCUGCAACAGGUAUUAUCUUGAAAUCAAAGGAACCCUGGCGUGAUAUAAACUCCAAUUUGUACUAUGAAUUUAUGGAAAGUAUACAAUCACAUUUAUCCGAACCUGAAGUCUUUAAUACCAUAGCUGAUUUUAUUCAAAAUUGCACUGAUACUUUGGAAUUAAUGAGGGGUAUGCAGGCAAAAGUGGAGAGUAAAGAGCUGUCAAAUGAAGAAGUAAAUUUGGAAAAUGAACGAAAUACUUGGAGAUUGAUUUAUUGUUUGUAUCAGAAUCGUCAGAAUGCAAGUUUUCAAAAAUCCAUGGAUAUCGAUAUGAAUUCGAAUAUUUCGGAGAAAGAAUUGAUUAAUUCAUUAUACGAUAGUGAUAAACUUAUAAGAGAGUAUCAGCUAAUCAUCGACUGGCUGGAGAAAAAUGCCCUCGAUCAAGCAGAUAAAUUGCCUUCAAUCGAACAAUUCACGGACAAAACAGUCGCUUGGGAAAAUACAUUACAUCAACUUCAUAAUCGACAAUUUGGAAUAAUGUUUGCUUCAUCGAGACCCAUAGUGUCGUCUCUUGAUCCUGACGCUCCAGUGAGGGAGGGAAAGCCUCUUCACGAUUUAGACAGAGAAGAUGACGAGAGACUCGAAAGAAGAAUGUUUAUUGAGAUUCGUUGCGGAAGACUGCAAAGGGCACAAGCUCUGGCCAUACACUGUGGUCAGCCUUGGAGAGCUGCUUGUUUAUUGGGUUGGACACCGUAUCAUGACCCAAACUACACAAAUCCUCUAAAUGACACAAAGUUGCCCGUGGAGGGAAAUCCGAACAGAGGUCUUUGGAAGCGUUGUGCUUGGGAACUUUCUGAAGAUAAGCGAGUUGGGCGAUUUUAUCGAGCUUUGUAUGCAAGUCUUUGCGGGAAUGUGCAGCAAUUACUGCCGAUGGCAAUAUCGUGGCAGGAUGCAUUGUGGUCACACAUGAAGGGCCUGCUAGACAUCAAGGUAGAACGCGAAGUAACAGGCACAAUGCCCAAAAGUUAUACAACAAUGCCAGACGAUUAUUGGAAAGGUGAAGUAAGUCUCGAAGAUAUUUUCACCGAACUUCGCGCCUCGAAAGAUCAAAAAGUACGCACCGAAGCAUCAAAACCCGAUCAUCUCAUUCAAAAGUACCUUAUUCUCGAUCAAAUCCCCCAAUUAAUGGAAGAAAUCGAAACAAUGAUACACCUUGGUGUGUGCGACUCGCAGUUACUUCGAUUCCUGGCCCAUUUAGUAUUAUUCCUACGACGAAUUGGAAAAUGUUCGAAUGAUAAAAUAGCAAAUAAAGUCCUACUAGCGUACGUGCGAGUUCUUAUUGACAUUGGCGAUCCAAUUCUCGUGGCUUAUUAUGCCGCAACAUUGCCACAAGAAGAUCAAGUGACAAAUUACGCACAUUUCCUGGAAGACGUGAAGCAGUACGAGCAGAGGAAAAAGUGUCUCGUCGCCGCUGAAGAGGCAAAUUUGAACGUUGAGGCAAUCACAAAAUUAGUCGUUGAAAAUAUUCGUGUAAAAAAUGUCGAAUUAGAAUCUCUCGAUUUAAAGGGCGAAAUCACCGCUGCCGAUUUAGAAAAAAUUGAUGCACUCGACUGGGUGCUUUUCUAUCCAAAUCAGAGAGAAGAAGCUUUAUGGCAGAGCAAUGCACUGAUGCGAUGUUUUCUUUCCAGUGAAAAAAUUGACGCCGCAAGAAAAACUUUUAACAAGAUUCCAAACGAUACAAUCGAGGUUUUAAUGUCAGGCUAUCCAAACUUGGGUGAUACGAUUGCAAACCUAACAAUGACUAAUUCUCUUCCGAAAAAACCAUCCUCCUCAAUACGUGAAUACAUGUGUUAUAAAGCAUAUCUCGACGCUCAAGAAGGCUUUUCGGAAUGGUUUUCUCACUAUCACCAUGGAAAACCAAUUCCGUUAGAGGACUUGCCAACCUAUGCUACUUUCACGGAAAAAGUGGCGCACGAUCACAAAAAAGCUCAGUACAACUCUGAAUUGGAACGCUGGAAGAGCACAAUGGCUCAUCAAACCAAAGAAGUGAAACAAUUACUCUUCAAUGUCCUUCUGUUUCCUGAUGGCGGUUGGUUAGUCGAUGCUCACAAUAAUGAGAACGAUCCUCUAAGUCCAGAGGAAAUUUUACGAGAACAUCAAAUGGAGAAAUUAAGAAAAUUGUGCAUUCCAAAAAUUGCUCUUUUACUACACACUGUUAUGUCUGAAAUGAAUGAACACUUUGAGUGUGUUCAAUUGGCAGACGUUCUUGCUUCCGAACAAUAUCAUCUGUAUAACGUUUUUCCAAGAGAGAAACUCAGAGAAAUCUUCAAAAAGAUUUGCGAAUCAUCGGUUGCACUGAUGGACCAAAAGAAAGACGCCUGGGGAUAUUCAAAAUAGUAUUUUGGACUUGAAAUUUUCUUCAUUAUGUAAGUAAGACUAUAAACAAAAUGUACAAUAUCCAAUGUAAAGUCUGAACAAUUUUUUUUUUUAUAAAACCAGUUUAUUGUCAACCACAAGAAGUGAAUAUAAAAUUUGAUACAAUGUUUAAUAAUGAAUAAUCAUAAUCAUAAUACCUUACAAUACCUCAUAAUUGUUGAAAGGAUUUCACUUUUAUGAAUCGCUGUUUUGCAGAGUGCGGACUAAAAAAAAAGAUAUUAGUCAAGUUUGAAAGUAUGAAAAGAUUAUUCUGUAUAGGACUAGCUUUGUGCAUUAAGUUUUCUUUGACUAAUUUAUUAUAUAUUUUUUCAUUAAACUGAAAUUUUGUAAAGGAAUUUUCCAUUCCUAUUUUAUACACUUAAAUAAAUUUUCUAUCAAUUCAAGAUUCUUUUUUACAUUUUACGUCUAUGAUUAAAUAAAGUGAAUUUUUAUUUCAUAUAAAUACCGAUAUUUUUUAUAUUACAUACACUGAAAAUGUGUACUUCAUUUUUGUAAUGGUCAAUUUAACAGAAAAAGAAAUAAUCUUUUUGUAAAUAUGAAACAAACAUGUUUUUUUAAUUACUGUAUAAUCAACGUAUUUUUUUUAACAAUAAUUGUAAUUCGAAAUAAAGCAAUGCGUAUCUUG